AUGGCGACGAUCCGUGUUGGGGAUACUGUCAUGGUCCCUGGUGACAUGCAUGGAACCGUCAAAUUCAUCGGGCCUGUGGCCGGAAAGAAAGGAAUAUUUGCUGGUGUACAACUUGCAACAGAAUAUGCACCACGAGGGAAGAACUCUGGUGAUGUCGAUGGAAAAUACUACUUCAAGACAACGACUCCUGGGGCUGGAAUAUUCCUCCCACUAGAAAAGGCCAUCAAGAAGCCUGGCAGUUCGGGAUCUGGUCUGGGAAUCAGAGCGAGUCCAGGUCCUGGACCUGGCACUCCGACCCGAUUGACAAGUUUCAACCAGGGUGGGAGAACACCGAGCCUUGCUAAGCCCAAUUUCAGUCAAUCUGUCGGUCCUGGGAUGAGAGCAGGCGCAGCCAGUCCCGCCCUAAAACCUCCUAUGAGACGCGAAUCUCUCCCUCGACCUGCGAGCCCUCUACGGAAAGCAAACACACCAACUCCCAAAUCAUUAGCAACCCCGAAAACAAGACCCAGUGGUAUCGGUCUAGCAAAAAGUACAAAUGGUGCUGCAGGUCAGUUCAGUCGACCCGGCCCACGAACAACGAACAAUUUCAGCCAAAGUCUCAGGCAAAGUACAUCCACCCCCAAUUAUGCCGGCACCAGUCCCUCACUAGGACCCGAGUCAAGUUUUGAUGAGAUACCAGAGCAAGAUGCCGAAUCUACCCCCACGCCUACCCCUUUUGCCACCAGAGUUGGAGACGCUGAUGCGGCUCAAUACGAGGUCAAGAUCAGACUUCUCACAGACGAACUCAAUGAGGCCAAACGCCAGUUAAGAGAUCAGAACGGUAAUUUCUCAGAGAUGGAACGUAACUUCAAUGAGUUGCAGAAGAUAAUUGCAGGACUAGAGGAAGGUGCCAGUCGAAGGGGCAGUUCAGCCGAUGAUGUCGAUCUUCCUCGAGAUGUCGCCUCUCUACGUGAUGUCUUGCGGGAAAAGAAUGACAGGAUCAAACUCCUCACGGCUGAAUUUGAUGCCAACCGAGCCGAUUUCAGAUCUACGAUAGAUACGCUCGAGAUGGCAAGCACGGAAACAGAACGAGUCUAUGAGAAAAGAGUGGAUGAAUUGCUCGAAGAGGUCAGAAAUCUUCACGAUCGGAGUGAAGAUGUCGAAACCGUCGCUCAACAGCUUAAGCAGCUGGAGGAACUUGUACAAGAACUCGAAGAGGGGUUGGAAGAUGCAAGGAGGGGCGAGGCUGAAGCCAGAGGGGAAGUUGAAUUCCUCCGGGGUGAAGUUGAAAGGUCACGAUCCGAACUCCGAAGGGAACGAGAACGUAUCAAGACUGAAGAACAAUUGAAUGGAUAUGCUUCCAGUGGGCCGGGGAACCCGGAACUGGAAUCCCAGCUGAGCACCAAAGAUGAUGAGAUUCGUGGCCUCAAAGCCAUCAUUCAAAGUCUCAACGAGACACACAACACAUCGCCCAAGCUGAAUGGCAAUUCUUUCAAGAGCAAUGACCGAUCCGCAACAGCAGUGGAGACGAACAAUGCUGAUGGGAAUCGAUUCAGCAUGCAAGAGCAAAUUCGUGACCUAGAAGCUCUGCUGCAAGAGAAAUCCAUUCACGAGGAAGAAUUGACCAAUGAGGUCAAGCAACUUCGCAAUAGUGUGGCCAUGUCUCGCUUCCCACUACCAGGAGCAGCCUUUGGUAUCCGAACUGCUAUGUCCCCACCUGCUGGGCACUCGAGAGACAACAGCGACGAUCUGGCCCGGAAACAUCUGAGUGCUGGAAGUCAGAGAACCGUAGUCCUCGGAUCUCCCAAGGCCAAGACUCAAAGGUCAAGUCAUCAAGAUACCUGGCACGACGCACAAUCCCGCGGCGCUAGCCCUGUGAAGCCGCUGGGAGCACACCACGAAUAUUCACUGGACAGUAACCUCGAACGAGCUCGAUCCGACGAUGGAGUGACAGACAUCUCAGCCUCCAGCGCCGCUUUAUGGUGCGAGAUCUGCGAGGAAGGGGGGCAUGACAUCCUAACUUGCUCGAACAUGUUCGGCCCGGGAAAGACCAAGUCCAAGACGAGCAGUUUAGGCCGCAAAGCUGGUCAGGACAUUUUGAAAAGUGCUGGGCAAAGGCACUCGGCGGACGGAGCACCAGCUGACACUGAUCGACCUGCACCACUGAUGAGCCGCAAGAGCAACAACUCGGUUCCCACAGCAUCCUCGCUCUCACCAAGCGAGGCACCCAGCACAUCCCUCCCACCUCCACCUAUCUCCAACACAAAUCCUAUAAAUUCAUCGAUGGCCAAGGAUCUCGACUCGCCACCUCCACCUCCACCGCCCAAAGUAGAAGCUACUCCACCAGCCGCAGCUGCCGACUCGAACGCCGCAGCGACAUCUGGACCACCGAUCGAAGGCACAGGAGAUCAAGCCGGUAUGAUGGCAGGCAAGACGUCAGGCGUGAUCGACCCGGAGAAAUGGUGUGCCCUCUGCGAGAGGGACGGGCAUGACAGCGUCGACUGCCCCGUGGAGGAUUCCUUCUAA
Exophiala bonariae is the source of this 2505-nucleotide messenger RNA. RefSeq lists its product as uncharacterized. Bases 1 to 2505 code for a protein of 834 amino acids. Gene Ontology annotation, molecular function: microtubule plus-end binding. The transcript has a single exon. Gene Ontology annotation, cellular component: microtubule plus-end; cytoplasm; nucleus. Gene Ontology annotation, biological process: nuclear migration involved in conjugation with cellular fusion; establishment of mitotic spindle orientation; cytoplasmic microtubule organization. The record is from RefSeq and is a predicted model, not a curated record. Lineage: Eukaryota; Fungi; Ascomycota; Eurotiomycetes; Chaetothyriales; Herpotrichiellaceae.